This is a messenger RNA of Schizophyllum commune H4-8, 852 nucleotides long. RefSeq names its product alpha/beta-hydrolase. Gene Ontology annotation, molecular function: hydrolase activity. Bases 1 to 852 code for a protein of 283 amino acids. Lineage: Eukaryota; Fungi; Basidiomycota; Agaricomycetes; Agaricales; Schizophyllaceae. The transcript has 5 exons. The record is from RefSeq and is a predicted model, not a curated record.
AUGCACAGACAGGCAAAGCUGUCAACGGGGCGGACAUACCACUUCGUUGACGAGCUGCCUCCGGACUAUGAACAUGGUCGUACACCUGUUCUGCUCUGCAUUCAUGGCUUCCCCGACCUUUGGUAUGGAUGGCGUAACCAAAUCAAGCCCUGGAGAGACGCCGGCUACCGAGUCGUCGUACCGGACAUGCUAGGCUACGGCGGCACCGACAAACCCCACGACGCCGCCGAGUACACGACCAAGAAACUCUGCAAUGACCUAGCUGCACUUCUGGACCUCCUAGACGUGCGCAAGGCGGUCUUCAUUGGACACGACUGGGGCGCUUACGUCGUGGGACGGUUCGCGUUGUGGCAUCCUCAGCGGCUACUGGCGCUCGUGAUCAUAUCCGUGCCGUACAUGCCCCGGCCGCCUGCGUACGUUUCCCUUGACGAGAUGAUCAAGAAGUUUCCGAACUGGGCGUACCAAGGCUACCUGAACAGCCCGCAGUCGAUGGACUUCAUUGAAGCUAGAGAGCAACGCUACUACGUCCAGGAAUUUAGCAAAGGCAUGCGCGGGCCCACUAACUACUACCGUACGACCAAACUCCGCUUUGAUGAGGAGCAAGCUGCCAACCUCCCCACCUCCCUGCCAGAAGACCUUUCCGUUCUACUUCUCUGGGGAACGAAGGACCGUUCCACGCCCCCACAAGCCGUCGCCGCGUCGUCGAAAUUCGUACCUCGGUUGCAGGACGUCGCCCUGGAAGGUGGUGGGCAUUGGCUGAUGCUGGAGAAGCCGGAGCUCGUGACAGCUAAAGUACUGGAAUGGCUGGAUGCGCAGGGCAUCAAGGGGAAGAGGAAGGGGGCGAAACUAUGA